AUGGCAGGAACGAGUUCGUCUCGUAUCUCUAGCACCAAGUCAAACGCUAUUGGAAAGCGACAAUGUACUGCAUCAGAUACGUCUUCAUCUUCUGAUGAUCAGGAUCUCGUAAUUGACGCUCGUUCGCAUCGAAAAAAGCGUCACAAAGCAAGUACAAUUCUGUCUCAAUUUACAAGUCUCGAUGCAUUAUUAAAUGACGAUUUGGCGGAGAAACGCAAGCGUCAGAACCGUGGACAAAAGCUGCAACAAUUGCGGGAAGAGAGUGAAGCUGCAGAAAAAGACGCAUCAAUUGGAACUUCGUCGUCAAUGAAGAAAUUGAUGACGAAGAUGGCGAGCAACAUGUCGACACUAGCAGACGAUGAGUAUUUGUUUACUGCCUCUGUGUCAGUACCAGAUGAGAAGUUUGGCUAUGUAUUUACUCCUAUACAAGAGCCGUUAAUGUACCGGACGUACAAAGCAACAGAGAUGGAGCUACAGAGUGACCUGAAGCUCAUGUAUGAGACUAUGCAAUCUACUGAUGAUGUAGAGUUGAGUGGACUGCUGUGGUCGAAAGCUAUUCUGAUUCGCUGCAUGCUCAAGCAUCAAAAUGAAUCGACUGGCAGUGGCUCUGCUAUGAAAUCUUUUAACUUGCCUUCGAAGAUUGGGUCAUGGCUAUUUAUGACAAUGUCAACUCACAGCAAUAGCCACGUGGUUGGAGGUUGUUAUAGCAAUCUGUUUUUGAUUCAGAGCUCGGUCCAGAAAACGUUUAGCCCAAGAUUAAGCUCGGGACUUCCUGUGGCGUGCUUCUCUCACCCGAUCGAAGAUUAUCGCUCAGCGUUUGGCAGUCAGGCCCCUUGUAUCGAAACAGAAUGGAAACCAUCCAUUUACGACUUCCUCAACGCCUUUCGCGCCUACGGCUUCCAGGAUAGCAAGCGAUCCAUGAGUGUGAAAAGCAAGAUUCCAGUAACACCACCGUCGACAAAGAACGCUCACGUGUUGCCCUUUCCGACCGUUAAUAUGCACUACAUGCUGAUGUAUUUGGUGCUUUGUUUGCGCACAAAGACGCUGACGUUGGAAGGUUAUGACGCGUUUAGCUUUACUAUGUUCUUCCUGCGGAUGCAGUUUGAGAACGAUAUACAUGCCAGUAUUGUAGAUAUGGCUACCAUCUGUAUCGAAGAGCUCCUGGACGUGUUUCCACGCGCGGAAUGGCGAAGAGAGUGGGCACCGCAGCUUGUUCUACGGAUUGCUGGAGCGACUGAAGGCUUGUUUGACUCGGCAGCAGGCUGGCUUGCAGUUGCUCGUCGGCUUCCGCGCACAAUGCGUGGCACGCAACUCACCACAGGACUGGCAAUCUAUGUCUUGCAACACCGUAUCGACAAAAAAACAAAAGAGGGGGCAAUUUCUGAGAGGCCUCUAAAGUUUCCGAUCCAGAGUGGUCUUGUCGUGGACAUUGUAGCUGGCAUUGUCGAGGACUUGACACACAAGUACGCGAAGAAACGCAAGACAGGCAAGGCAUCGAAAACCGCACCGCCGUUUGAUUUAUUGUGUAAGAAGGUGGCAUUGAUGGACCUAGCUCUGCAAGCGUUCCUCAACAUCCUUACUCCAAAGGAGAUGGAAAUUAUGCUUAACAAACUGGACCAGCUGGCUGACGCACACAAGUCUACUAUGUCAGCAAAAUGGCACGAGCUCAAGACACUUGUAAGUCUCAUGCAUCGCAAUUGCACUCGAGUGAACUGGACAAGCAGAUUGACUGUUAAUAAGCAUUGA
Molecule: messenger RNA, 1746 nt
Organism: Peronospora farinosa
Lineage: Eukaryota; Oomycota; Peronosporomycetes; Peronosporales; Peronosporaceae
Source: the annotation of a GenBank genome assembly